Cuscuta campestris is the source of this 3373-nucleotide messenger RNA. Lineage: Eukaryota; Viridiplantae; Streptophyta; Magnoliopsida; Solanales; Convolvulaceae. The record is from the annotation of a GenBank genome assembly.
GUAUUCAAUAAUAUUGCGGAAGUGAAUUUAAAUAGUGUUAUAUCACAAUAAAUUAAUUCAGACUUGUCACAUCCAUCCCGACCAUCUCGCCCAUCUGCUGCCAGGAUCAUAUCACAUCAUUCUUGUUGGAGUUGGUGCCCUUAUGGCCAACUGCUGUUAUAAUAUCUUAGAUAUUUUCUUAGAUAUCAUGUAAAGGCAAAUGUAAUAAGUUUACAAACAUAUCAUGCUAAUGUAAUCUCUUAAUUGCAUUCCUAGAAUUAUAUUAUAAGAUGUUUAAUAGAAUGAGUCUUCUGAUGUUGAGACUGACAUCUUGUCACUUAGUAUAAUCUAAACGGUCUAUAGUAAAAGCAUUAACGAGAGUGGGAUAUCGUUAGUGCGUGUGAGACUAGUGAGAGUUAGAUGUUUGACCUAGUCUCUUGGUCAAUGACGGAGUGUUUGCAUCUACUCUCGAGCAAAUAUUAUCGUUAAUAAUAAGAUGCUUAGUCUAUGCUCUAAGUGUCCUUAAUGCGACUAUUAGUGUAACAAUCCUUAGACUUAAAGUAUUACGUUCUUCGAAUGCGUGAACCCGUAUGCUUUGAUUCAUUGUCCUAAGCCGUAUGAAACAAGGAUUGUACACAGGCUUUGCAUUGGGCAUGCCGUUGCGCGUAUUCGAAGACGUAGAUUACGUACAAAGAAUUUGUCACUGCUACAUUAGUAGAAUAAUGUCUUGACGAGGCCCACUGAUAAGGUGAUAGCAACUUAGAUCAUGUCCAGAAUGGCCAAAAUUCUGCGUAGCAGAGAGAUACGCCAAGCAGUAGGACCAUCUACCCAUCAGGAGGUCAAUCCAAUAAAGCCAACAGUGUGAAGUUAACGGGCUAAAAUCCAGCGGAAAGAGAGCCAACCAUACACAAAAGAUGAAAAGUGAUAAUGCAGAAAUGAAGGGAGACCCGAAAUCAGAAGCGGAAGAAUUAUGAAAACCAAAACAUUUUGUGGAACCAGCAAUGAACCACUCAACCAAUUAAGGAGUUUCAAAGACCCAAAUGAAAUUGAAGAUAUGCAAAAGGUGACCUCGCUCUAAUUAUGUGUAACCAUCCACUGUGUGAACUCGAAGAACCAAGCUAAUGAUUAUCCAAGUGCUAGAAACCAAAUGUUUAGAAGUCAUGUAAAAAAGCCCCACAGCAAGAGUGUAUAACUCUCGAGUCAUCAUUUGCGUAAACUAAGUAAACCGGGAAAUUGGUACCUUGAAUCUUAACUAAGUCUACAGCCUCAAUACUUUUUGAUAAUUGCCUUGUCAUCCUGAAGGCCUUGCCCUUUCCAUUUUUUAAAAUUCCCGUCUGCAACUUGUCACGCACCAUGGAGAUGGUCAUAGCCUCCUUAAGAUAACAAUAAGACUCCUUAAACAAAGACUCAAAGUGGUCUGAGAACAGGGGCUCCAAAAGUUUGAACUCCUCAUCAAAAUCUCCCUUACAACAUAUAUCUAAAUGUGUGCUUCUUUUGUAAAAAUCAGAGAUAUCCAUUUGGACCAGAAGCCCUGGUACUGAAGUGUUCGAAUCCUGCAUUUCAGUCUUGCAUAAAAUAUCAUCCAAUAAGGGGUCUUGCCAUAAUGGUAACGUAGAAGAGGAAACUUCACCCGAUCCUACGGGGGUAAAGUGCAAAGGACCAUCACUCCUGCAAGGCUGUGAGCCUAAUGCCUUCCUCUCUUCUAUAUGAACAGCAGCUGGUGGAGGGGGUAUUUGACCAACUUGUGCAUUGCUAUUGUCAAGGGAAUAAGAAAGUCCCUUUAUGAAAAGCUUCAAAGAGUUCACUCCUAUUUCCUGCUCCUAAAGGGACACAAAUGGUGGAUCUAGUUCCCUCAAAAACCGUUAAAAUCUUCACAAAAUCACCAAAAUAAUUUGAGUUCCAACUGAUAGAUACCAAAUUUGUCCCUUCGAAUCUAGUACUUGCCCACUCAUAUGAGACAAAAAUAUAACUCUCUAGAGAUUCAAUUAACCAUAGGGCCAAAGUGGUAGAAAUAGAGAUGGUACGUAUAAAACCAUUCUUAAGCUCAGAGAUGUUGACAGAGUCUGAGAGAUGAAAGUCAUACCGUUUACUUUCAAUAAGGAUAUGGACCUGCGUAAGGAAGGAGUUGAUCUACUCCUCUGGAAUUCUGCUUGAAAAACCGGGGUAUACCGUCUCUAUGAUUCCGCCAGUGACCGAACACCUCCUCAUCGCCUCUGUGUCGCCGUCCAUAGGGACGCCUGCCUCUAAAUUGGUGGAAAUCCCUUCUGAGAUUUCCGGUCCUAGUGUAUUUGUGGCGUUGAUGACGAAGAGCAUCUCGGUUUGCCGGAUAGGAAUGAUAUCCCUGCUGAAAUCGGCGAUAAUGGGACCUGUUGACCGGAGAUCUACCUCUAUCCCUCUCUCUACCUUCCAUCCCUUUUUUCUGACAACGAAUCUAACUGUUCAAGAGUCUCAAUACGUCCUAUCGUCAGCAGACUAUAGUAUUAGUGAGUACGUUCUCGUCUGCAGACCUGGACGGAUUAGGGUGUUACAAAAGGGGGACGAGUUCCUCAAGGAAAGGCGCCUCGCCUCGGCUCCGGGCGUGAUCGUGCAUCGUCCCACUCCUAAGGAUUCUGUCUUCGACGCUCCUCCGGGCUUCUUUGCCAUUCAUCUCAAGUCCCUCGAGUACGGAUUCCGCUUCCCCCUAAACCAGUUGGUCGUCGAUUUCUUUCUUCACUUCAACCUCCUCCCGUGCCAAGUGGUCCCAAAGUCGCAUCGCUACUUGGCCGGGUUCCUCGUCCGAUGUCAACAAACCGGGGUCCACCCCGAUUUGGCCCGCUUCUUGCUCCUCUUCCGAUUGGCGAAGUCUUCUGGCUGUGCGGACUCAGACUCGAGCUCGUACCCCGCCAUCUUCCAGAAGCAACAAAAGCUUUUCAAAGUUGGCUCUGAGGAGGAUCGGGCCAAGGCCCAUGCAGAGGUCGCCGUCCUUCACGAGGAGCUGACGGCUGCCAAGGAGCAGGCUCGCCAAGCCGUGGAGGAGGUUGCCUGCAAGGCCCACCAAGAGGGCCGCGAUCGGGCCGUGGGCGAGUUCCUGGCAUCGCCCGCCUUCCAGGAGGAGGCCUUUGCCCGUAUGCAGGAUCUGCUCAAGUCCUGGGGGAAGACUCUCGAGGGAAUGGCAUUCGUUCGCUCCGAAGGGACCUCUUGCUACAACCUCGGUGUGUACUGAGUGCAGUAGGUGUUGACGGAGAGGUUCAUAACGGGGGAGGACUUCCCCGAGCCCUGCGACAACCCCAUCGAGUUCGACCCGUCGAUGUACUAUCCGGGGAGUGGGAGAAAGGUUGACGACCUAGGAUGAAAUUGACGCCUCCACCCAUGACUGUUAUUUCAGAUGUAAUGUUACCAUUGUAACUUGUCAUUG